GCCAUUGGGCGGAAGUGAACAGAGGUGCACAAUAACUGCGGCUGGGAGGAGGAAAAAACAUAUAUACACUUUUAAAAAAUUACACACACUGUGUGACAGCGUUGGAUUACUUUCAGAAAAACGAAGAGCCUCCGAUACAAACAGAAACAUCCCGAGGCUGGACUUUUAGUGCCCUCGAGAGGACCUGAUCGCCGGAAUCAAGUCGUGGAACUUGCUGAAAAAAAGCGCAGUUCUGCCCGCACGGAACCGAGAGGAACCCACGGGCUUCGGGUUUCGCCGAGCACCCUCGCUGCUGCUUCGUUUUCUUUGCAAGACUCUUGCCGAAUUUAAAGGGGCUCUCUUGAUGAAUUAUGUCUACCACCAGUAUUGACCCACAGACAUCCAAAGGGCAAGACGCUAAAGUGCAAAAUGGCUCUCUUCAUCAGAAGGAAACAGUCCACGAUAAUGAUUUUGAACCAUACCUCACUGGCCAGUCUAACCCGAAUAACAGUUACCAAUCCAUGACCGACCCAUACCUGUCUAGCUACUAUGCCCCCUCCAUAGGGUUCCCGUACCCCCUCAGUGAAGCUCCAUGGUCAACUGGCGGAGACCCACCAAUCCCAUACCUCGCUCCAUAUGCACCCCUCAGCAAUGGAGACCAUCAUUUCAUGCAUGACACUGUGUUCGGACAGCCUGGUGGUCUGGGCAGUAGCAUCUAUCCCCACCGUUUUAACUUUUUCCCAGAGAACCCUGCGUUUUCUGCCUGGGGUACCAGUGGCUCCCAGGGCCAGCAGACUCAGAGUUCUGCAUACGGGGGCAGUUACAGUUACCCGCCCAGUUCUUUAGGAGGCACCCUGGUGCAGGACGGGCAAACAGGCUUCCCCAGUGACACCCUGAACAAGGCACCAGGUAUGAACAGUUUGGAUCAGGGCAUGGUGGGGCUGAAGAUUGGAGGUGAUGUGACGGGAGGUGGUUCAGGAGUGAAAACGGUGGGGUCGGUGAUCGGUGGAGGGCCAGUGGCGGCAGCGGUUGCCACGGGUAACGGUGGAACUCCUAUAGGACUUCCACCCUCCAAACCUGCAUCCUGGGCUGCCAUCGCUAGCAAACCAGCUAAGCCUCAGCAGAUGAAAGUAAAAAGUAAGCCAGGGAUGCCCAUGGCUGGAGGCACCCUUCCCCCACCGCCUAUUAAACAUAACAUGGACAUUGGAACUUGGGAUAACAAGGGGCCUGUGACUAAAGUGGCCUCCCCACUGCCCCCUCACCACCACCAGCAGCCACCUCUCCACUCCCAGGGUCACCUACCACCUCACCCACAUGGGCACCUACAUGGGCUCCCACCACCUCAGCACCAAAUUCCAUCUGCCCAAUCACUUGCACAGCAGAUGGCAAUGCAGGGCCCGCCCCCUCCACAGCCCUAUCAGAACCACAACCCUGGUCCUCCCCCUCAAACCCGGUGGGUCGCCCCACGAAACCGUAACACUGGUUACGGUGGGGGUGGCAGCGUGGACAGCAGCGGCUCCUCAGGUGGCGGAGGGGUUGGGAACGGCGGCGGUGGUGGACCACCAGCCUCCGGUACCAUUGAGUCGCACCCGGUGCUGGAAAAGCUGCGUGCGGCUCACAGCUACAACCCCAAGGAGUUCGAUUGGAACCUGAAAAACGGGCGAGUGUUCAUUAUUAAGAGUUACUCGGAGGACGACAUCCACCGCUCCAUCAAGUACUCCAUCUGGUGCAGCACGGAACACGGUAACAAACGACUGGAUUCUGCCUUUCGCGCCAUUAACGGCAAAGGUCCUGUCUAUCUGCUGUUCAGCGUCAACGGCAGCGGACACUUCUGCGGCGUGGCAGAGAUGCGCUCGCCCGUAGACUAUGGCACCAGUGCCGGCGUUUGGGCGCAGGACAAGUGGAAGGGCAAAUUCGAUGUGGACUGGCUGUUUGUUAAAGACGUACCCAACAGUCAGCUCAGGCACAUCCGCCUUGAGAACAAUGACAACAAGCCAGUCACCAACUCCCGUGACACGCAGGAGGUGCCUCUGGAAAAAGCGAAGCAGGUGCUUAAGAUCAUCGCCACCUAUAAACACACCACCUCCAUCUUCGAUGACUUCUCACACUACGAGAAACGGCAAGAGGAGGAAGAGGUUGUUAGAAAGACCAUAGAGCCCGCUCCUCUGCAGAACCGAUCCCGAUUGGAUCAAGAACGCCAAAACCGAAAUAAACAAUAGGAGGGUGCCCCUACAGCCGACAAGCAGUUGUUUUAGGACUGACCAUUUGAAAAUGAAAUUUAAAGAGGACACAAGAUGAAAUUAAAAAAAUGAACAAUCAUUAUGUUUUUCUAUUUAAUUCUGGUGACUUUAGCCAGUGUAAGACUCGAGCCUCAGUGCAUCUGGCCUCACCUGCGGGGACUGAAGUCGAUUAGCGCCUUUCGAAGUCGCGUCAUUGUUUUGAUUUUUUUUCCCUUUUCUAUCAUUUGGUAUUGUUUUCAUACACCCCCUUUGACCAACCAAUAUCUGCACAAGUCCUGUUUUGUUUCUUCAGCCCCACCGGUCUCAUUGCCCUUCAGAAAUGCUUAAGUGAGUGGGUAGUGAAUUUCGUGACACGUGUAUGUAUGUAUGUGUGUGUAUCAGGGAAAGUUGAUGGAGUGUAUUUCGGUCGUGUCAUAUGAAAGGGAGGGGCAUCUUCAGCAACAGUAACUAAUGGGCCAGUUUUUUGCUUUUUGAUGUCGUUGUGUAGAUCCAGCGGGUGAUUGAAUCUAUUCGUGGAAUGAUCUGCAACUGCGUAGAAGGGACAAUGAAAUGUGUCUUGACAUGAGUUGAUAAUGUUAUAAAAAUACUAUAUUUUUGAAUUAUGUAACACUUGACUUUUUUGUUCAGUGAUGAGCCACAUGUCACACAGGUUCUUUACUUUUUGUUUUUCCUGCUUGGAGCCUUAACAUUUUAAAGCUACGGUGUCAUCGAAACCAUUUAAUAAUGGCUGUUCUAUACCUCAAUUGAAACAGCAUUAUCAGGGAGAAGACAUCCCAUGCAUCUUUAUCCAGGCGAAGUCAACAUUGUCACUGGCCGGACUAAAAAUGAAAGUAAAACUGAUGUUUAAGGUUAUUGUUCAGAGUCCAGUGCUCAGACUCUGUUUCCAUACUUAACGUUGAAAGAGCAGAAAUGUAACUACUUACUGUUCCAGUCCCCGCCCAGCAGAGGUCGCUCUUUCUUUAAGCCAAUCCGAGAGAUGUAGCAAUUCACUGCUUUUAUUUGACAUCACUUUAGAUGCAUCACUUUCUGUUCUUUGUCCUUUAACAGAUUUAAUUUUAUCGCUUUUUUCCUCCCCCAUGUCCUCAGUAUAUUGCUAAGCUUUAACGUAGGAUCAUAUAAUUAUAAUAAUAACGGAGAACGCCUCAAACGUGUAACCUGAAAAUUAAUGUUACUGAUUUACUGUUAAAAGAAAAAACAAAAAAAAAAAGGAUAUAUGGUUUCUGUGCGUGGUUUUUUAGGACCUGCUUGCUGUUUUGUGUGUUUGUGUGUGAGAGAGGAGGAGUGAGCUGUGUGAGGGUUUCAGAUUUCUAUAGUCAUAUAACAAAAGAUUCAUGAAAUAUAUGAAAUACUUAAAAUAUUAAAAAAAGAAUUACAAGACAAACAUUUAAGUCACCCCUGAAAUGAAUAUGCAUUGUAUUGGAAGGUCACUAUCUAUCACGUUCUUAGAUUUGAUCAUGCUCAUUAUUAAAAUAAUAUUAUAUGGUGUAA
This is a messenger RNA of Triplophysa dalaica, 3707 nucleotides long. RefSeq names its product YTH N6-methyladenosine RNA binding protein F1 (gene ythdf1). The transcript is spliced from 6 exons. Bases 351 to 2198 code for a protein of 615 amino acids. The record is from RefSeq and is a predicted model, not a curated record. Gene Ontology annotation, molecular function: N6-methyladenosine-containing RNA reader activity; mRNA binding. Gene Ontology annotation, biological process: mRNA destabilization. Gene Ontology annotation, cellular component: cytoplasm. Lineage: Eukaryota; Metazoa; Chordata; Actinopteri; Cypriniformes; Nemacheilidae.